GGACAACGUUCAUCAACUGUCAAAGUUAUAUUGCCAUAUCGUUUCUAUUGUUCCGGAUUGUCAUGGUUCAGUUUGCUUGUUCCGUUUUGAUCGCAUCAGUUAUUUAUCGUCGUAAUGUCUUUCGUCCGUCGGAAUAUGUCUCAAAUACCAGCGCUCCGUCCGUCUCAGGGUGACCGUGGAUCAGUCGACGGAUCAAGCAUGUCUACCACUCCUGUCCUUGGACGGCGACAUCGGUCGGAGGAACAGCGAACCUUGUUUCCAACGAUGACCGGAGAUAUUGAGACAGUUGGAUUUGAGCGAAUCGGAACGACCCAUGCUUCAUGGACGCAGUUAAUAUUUUCCAUGGUCCUUACUAUGACAGGGUUCAUAUUCGCCUAUCAUGGCUGCUACAGUGGAAAUGAAUGUCCAGGAUAUUACAUAAUUUUAUAUGUGAGGGCUCUAUUCUGGGUUACAACAUACUUCAUCCAUCUCUAUAUGAAGUGUAAACACAAUCGAUUGAAGCUAUUAGGAUAUCAUAAAUUUCUCCGGAUCACUCAUAGGCAAAAGAAGGCACCUCUACAACUAGUAUCGCUCUCCAAUCUGUUGAUAUUGGCCAUCCAUACAAUUGUUAUGGAUGUGUAUGGAGCUAAUUUCAUCAACGACUGUUACAUUAAAGGUUUAUCGUUGACGUUUUUCCUUAGUGUAUGGUGUCUAGUGGAAUGCAUGAUUUUGACUUACAUACACGUUACUUAUUUCGUCAAAGUACGAGUAUUCAACACGUUGCGAAGCCCGCCGGAUGCACUGGCUUGUAGUUCAUCAUCGGAAGUACGCCGUAAUGCUAACCAUAGAGUGUCAGCCGAAGAACUGAUCAACCAACAGUUUUUGAUGAUCGUCAAGAUGAUGGACGAUAAUCGGCAUUUGCAGGACAAAAUUCGCGAGGUACGUGCUGCAGCUCAUCUCAUAAACAGCGAAUCGACGCAUCUCUCGCUGGCGGAACAAUCUAUGAUAGGUUUUUGAAGAUUUGUUUGUUAAAGUCUGUUAUUUGAUUUUGAAUAAAAUUGUGGGCUUUCUUUUCGUUCAGUGUUGAAAAACA
Molecule: messenger RNA, 1072 nt
Organism: Armigeres subalbatus
Lineage: Eukaryota; Metazoa; Arthropoda; Insecta; Diptera; Culicidae
Exons: 4
Coding region: 115-996 (293 amino acids)
Cellular component (GO): lysosomal membrane; late endosome
Source: RefSeq, a predicted model, not a curated record